Prosopis cineraria is the source of this 1148-nucleotide messenger RNA. Its product is annotated as electron transfer flavoprotein subunit beta, mitochondrial. Gene Ontology annotation, cellular component: cytosol. Gene Ontology annotation, molecular function: electron transfer activity. The record is from RefSeq and is a predicted model, not a curated record. The coding region runs from base 238 to 993 and encodes 251 amino acids. Lineage: Eukaryota; Viridiplantae; Streptophyta; Magnoliopsida; Fabales; Fabaceae. The transcript is spliced from 5 exons.
UCAACGUGCAGCGACUGGCGAUGCUCCAAUGCUCCAAUAUAAUACAACCCAACCUGACUCGACUCUUUCCAACUAAAUCUGUCCAAUUUGAAUUCUCUCUGCCAUUUUUUGCUAAGCAACAUUCUGCAAAAUCGUUACGUUUCUAUCUCCGGAUAUCACACCAUCACCGGAAAACAGAGUGAUUCAGCCACUCAUAGUAUCAUCAGCAAAUCAGAAGUUACUGACUACAGAUUGAAGAUGAAGAUAUUGGUGGCAAUCAAGCGAGUAGUGGAUUACGCCGUCAAAAUCAGAGUCAAACACGACAAGACAGGUGUGGAGACCCAGAACGUGAAGAUGUCGAUGAACCCUUUCUGCGAGAUCGCGCUCGAAGAGGCUCUUCGGAUUAAGGAGGCUAAAUUGGCGUCGGAGGUCGUGGCGGUGAGUAUGGGGCCUUCUCAGUGUGUGGAUACUCUGAGAACGGGUCUUGCGAUGGGUGCAGAUAGGGGUAUUCAUGUGGAGUUCAAUGACACUCUUCACCCACUUUCUGUGGCUAAGAUUUUAAGAGCGCUUGUGGAGGUCGAGAAACCUGGACUUCUACUUCUUGGUAAACAGGCCAUUGAUGAUGAUUGCAAUCAAACAGGGCAGAUGAUAGCAGGGCUUCUCAACUGGCCUCAAGGGACUUUUGCUUCGAAGGUUAUCCUUGAUAAGGAGAAACAGGUAGCUACAGUGGACAGAGAGGUAGAUGAUGGCAUUGAGACCCUCUCUUUGAACUUACCAGCAGUUAUCACAACUGAUCUGAGACUGAACCAGCCAAGGUAUGCAACACUCCCCAAUAUAAUGAAAGCCAAAUCAAAGCCUAUAAAGAAGUUCACUCCUCAGGAAUUGAAUGUUGAAAUCAAAUCUGAUUUGGAGAUUGUUCAAGUCACAGAACCUCCCAAGAGAAAAGCAGGGAUAUUGGUUUCUUCUGUGGACGAGCUGAUUGACAAACUCAAAAAUGAAGCUAAUGUCAUCUGAUCUGAUUCUUCUCUCUGCUUGUUAGCUCCAGCUCAGUCACAACUUGCUGUAGAGUAAUUACUAAUCUGUCAAACAUUGAGACUCAAAUAAUAUUUGUGUUUUUAUGUGACAUGUGGAAUACCCUUGUUAAAUAUAUGACAUGAGAUUUGAAAUUA